UGAAACCAGUAACAUUUCCCUACCACGCUCUUCUCCUUCUUCUUCGUCUUUACCGGAAGCCAUUACCCUAAUUCGAUCCGUAACUGCUCACCGCUCCCUCGCUGAAGCUUUUGCGGCCGCUGGUUGGGCCGUACAUGGAGAGCACCGACUCGUCCACAGGUUCCCAGCAACCGAACCUGCCGCCCGGGUUCCGGUUCCAUCCCACCGACGAGGAGCUUGUCGUUCACUACCUCAAGAAGAAGGUCUCCUCCGCUCCCCUCCCCGUCGCCAUCAUCGCCGAGGUCGACCUAUACAAGUUCGACCCCUGGGAACUUCCUGCUAAGGCAGUGUUUGGGGAGCAAGAGUGGUAUUUCUUCAGCCCGAGGGACAGGAAGUACCCGAACGGAGCGAGGCCAAACAGGGCAGCCACGUCUGGGUAUUGGAAGGCGACGGGGACCGAUAAGCCCGUGCUCACAGCUAAUGGAAACCAGAAGGUAGGGGUGAAAAAAGCUCUGGUCUUCUACGGAGGGAAACCCCCGAGAGGGAUCAAAACCAAUUGGAUCAUGCACGAGUAUCGCCUCGUCGAUAACAAGCCUAACAACAAGCCUCCUGGGUGUGACUUAGGCAGCAAGAAAAACUCUCUACGGCUGGACGACUGGGUACUGUGCCGAAUCUAUAAGAAGACCAACACACAGAGAUCACCCAUGGAUCAUGAAAGGGACGAUUCAAUGGAUGAUAUGAUUGGAGCUGGAGGGGUGCCUUCGUCAAUCAACGUGGGCCAAAUGAAUGCGAGAUUUCAUCUUUCCAAGAUGUCCACAUUAAGCUACGGUGGAACCGCAUUGCUGGAGAAUCAUCAUGACCAGAACUUGCUGGAAGGGGUUGUACUGAGCAGCAACCAUAACAAGGAACCAGAUCUUCAACUUCCCUUUGUGACAACCAUGACUACCACGACUGCCUCUAACUCAAACGCGAAACGAACGCUGUCUUCUCUGUACUGGAGCAAUAAUAACGAAGAGGAGGAUGUGAACGGCACAAAAAGGUUGGGUUUGGAUGAGAAUCUUCAUCAUCAUAAUAACAACAACGAGGGUGGCAGUAAUUCCAUAGCCACCUUGCUUAACCAGCUUCCUCAGACUCCUUCAUUGCACCACCAAACAACGCUUAGCUCCUACCCAUAUUCGAUACCUGGAAUGAAUUGGUAUACUUGAUUUCGCUUCUCAAUCAAGAGUUGGCUCAUUAAUAUCUGGUUAUGAACGAUAACAUAGAACUGAUGGAAGAAGCGAGAAAGGAGAUCGAUCAGACUAAAGAGACAUGAAUGGCUUAUAUAUAUUAAUUAUACUGAGAUUUUGGCUGUUCGGAUUAUUGGAAGCCGGUUAGAAGGCUAAUCAAGUAGAUAUAUAUGGCCUUAAAAUGGACUCUUUCCAACCAUGCAUUGGUGGGGGUUAUAGCUUGCAAUACUCUAGACGAAGGACGUGACACAUAAGGUGAGGCCAUGGAUAUUUUUAGGCAAACUAUAUAUAGCCUUUAUACAUUAUAUAUGGAUAUUUGCUUUUUUAUUCAUAUGUAAAGGAAAUCAGGGUUUCAGCUUUCAACAGACCAGAAAGUUAUAUAUUUACAUAUCGUUGCUAGCUUCAGGAUCAUAUUCACCAAUAAUAUUAUAGACAUAUCCCUGUACAUAUACUGUAGAAUUCUGAUGGAUGCAAAAGAAAUUAAUUACGGGCAAAUUAGUGGUGAUUAUGGUUUUUCUUCGUGACAUUGAUGAAUUUUUCAUUGGUCUUUUUCUAGCUGUAAUCUGACCGUGGCGAUGAAGAUUAAUUUAAUCUAAAA
Messenger RNA from Prosopis cineraria, 1803 nucleotides. Its product is annotated as NAC transcription factor 56-like. NCBI's taxonomy places the organism in Eukaryota, Viridiplantae, Streptophyta, Magnoliopsida, Fabales, Fabaceae. Gene Ontology annotation, molecular function: DNA binding. Gene Ontology annotation, biological process: system development; regulation of DNA-templated transcription. The transcript is spliced from 3 exons. The record is from RefSeq and is a predicted model, not a curated record. The coding region runs from base 135 to 1184 and encodes 349 amino acids.